Messenger RNA from Cooperia oncophora, 2319 nucleotides. Lineage: Eukaryota; Metazoa; Nematoda; Chromadorea; Rhabditida; Trichostrongylidae. The record is from the annotation of a GenBank genome assembly.
AUGUGCUCCUCUUCCCGCAAGAAUGCUGUUGUGGGUAAAUGUAUGACAAUGUGUCCAGAUGCUGAGAUUCGAUUUCGUCUCGCUAACAACAUGGUUCACGCGUUGGAGAAGUUGGAGGAAGGCACUUCCGAAAGUUCAAGAGACAUCCGAAACAAAAUGGUGAAGGAGUACACGCGACCAGCAGCCGGCUCUGAUCAUUUGCAUCCGGACAUCCUUCGACCUCCUAAAGUACUCCUUUCAACUGUCCGGUACUUGUUGAAACUCUACGAAAAUGGAAAGACCAAGCAAUUCAAUUUAGUUUACUCGUUUGUAUGCGAUCGUUUUCGAGCUGUUCGUCAGGACAUGAUUCUUCAAGAUGUCACUGCUCAAGAAACUUUGCACAUUCUCGAAGCGAUGAUUCCUUUUUAUCUAGAAACAAACUACAUAUGUCGAACUCGAAAGUGCGAUGUGUACGACUGGAAACUCCAUACCACCCAGAUGGAAGAAUGUCUUUCACGAUGGGAAGAAGCCAUGGCGGUUCUUCCACAAGAUUUUGGGAGCAGUCAAAUCCUAUGCGCCUAUAUUCUUCAUGGAAUCCCAAGUUCAAGAGCCUUGCUGGAUCUUUACUCAUGGAAGAGCUAUUUGGAUUGCGAUACUUUUGCCAUUCUUCGUGAUAUCAUCAUAGCUUUUCGCAGCAACAAUUACAUCAGAUUCUUCCGACGUCUAUCGGAAUUGCCAAGCGAUGCCAUAGCUGUUGCUGCCGUCGAGGCGGUUCUCAUACUUCGGCUUCGAGCUCUAAGCAUAAUCACAACCUCUUAUAAGUCCCCUGGUCUCAAAAUCCCUAAAAGCACUCUGGCAAAGUGGCUUCGUCAUAACGAUAUUUCCGACUUACUCUCUUGUUUUGGAGCUCCAUGCUCAGAUCUCGUUCCGAUUUCGUCUAUAGAUGUACAUAUUGUUCCUGGAGAAGACUCCAAAAGACUGCUUUCGAAGAUGUAUCUUUCAAACUCGAAUACGAAGAUGGAUGGAGUGGUUAUGAUCUCUGAUAUUGCUUGGAUCCAACGAGGAGUGCCAAAGAAAAUGCCUGACAAAAUAAAGCUGGACGAUGAACAGAUGAAGCAGCUUAUCAUGGGAAGUGUCCCUGACACGUCCGAUAUGGAGAGCGAUGACGAUAACACGGAAGAACCCAAGCGUGAACAAGGUAUUCGAGGAUCUGCACCAAACGAGGAAACAAGUGCUUGCGAAGAUUCAGAGAUGCCCGCGAAGAAGGAUGACGAGGAGCCAAAGCCUGAAAGCGGAAUGCGAGGAAUUGCGAUGUAUGCGUCGAAUGUUGAUGAUCCAUACGUAACGCUUCACGUUGAUAGUGAUGAAGAAGAGAAGGAGGAAAUAGAAGUGAAACCGGAUGACAACUUGGUAGCGUUGGCAAAAAUUGAUAGAGACAACUACACCCUAGAAGUUUACCUCUAUAAUGAAGAAAACGAGGACUGGUAUUGUCAUCACGAUUAUAUUCUAGAUGCUCCUCCUCUAUGUCUUGAACCAAUCCAACAUGAUCCGGGAAACGAUGAAACGGGGAAGGGUAACCUUAUUUCUAUCGGUACGAUGGAACCAGUAAUCAACAUUUGGGAUCUAGAUAUAAUGAAUUCAGUUGAACCUGUUGUCUCUUUAGGAUCAAGGGGCAAAGGUCGAAGGAAGAAACGGGACGGAAGUCAACAGGGUCAUUCUGAUGCUGUUCUCAGCCUGGCAUGGAACAGAAUCACGACACAUGUUCUAGCAAGCGGAGGCGCCGAUAAGCGAAUCGUUCUCUGGGAUCUGGACGAGGCAAAGGCAGCUCAAAUCCUACCAGAACGCGAUGCAGAGGUUCAAGCAAUGUCGUGGCAUCCGGCAGAGCAAUCUUUCAUGCUUACUGGUACCCUUGGUGGAGUUGUUGAAGUGAUUGAUUGUCGGGAUAAUAGCGGCUCGCCUUCAGCUGUUUGGAAUCUUGGCGCCCAAGUGGAGCAGGUGAGGUGGAACCAUUUCAAUCCCUUCUCGGCUUUCGUUGCUACGGAUGAUGGAAGCCUCCGGCACAUUGACAUGAGGAAACCCGGUGAAAUUCUUUGGGAAGGACGUGCUCAUGAUGGCAGUAUAGGAGGGCUGACACUUUCUGCCACAGUACGUGGUUUGCUAGUCACUGUUGGCCACGACCAGAUGUUGUGUGUAUGGAAAGUGCAAGAAGACGGAUCUAUUGUAAAAGUGUACUCUGAGAUCCAGCAUAUUGGCGAAUUACAUGCCGCCCAAUUUAACCCAGACGUAGCCACUGUGUGUUUGCAUUGGAGGCUCGUCGAACGACCUGGUCAAGUUGGUUGA